This is a messenger RNA of Neltuma alba, 1623 nucleotides long. RefSeq lists its product as uncharacterized. The transcript has 4 exons. NCBI's taxonomy places the organism in Eukaryota, Viridiplantae, Streptophyta, Magnoliopsida, Fabales, Fabaceae. Bases 428 to 1480 code for a protein of 350 amino acids. The record is from RefSeq and is a predicted model, not a curated record.
CAUGAUUAUCUAAUUCAACAACAAUGACACGGACUUGUAAGGGCGUAUGUGUUGAAAUACAACCAAUUAAAUAAUAAUGAGGCUCUCAAUCUUCCGCUUUCUGUUCUGAAUGUUGGAGAGCUUGAUAUUCGAAGUCUUGGAGUUGAACACAAUUGGCGAGUGAUUGGUGAUGAUGAGGAACAAGAAACCAACAACUCAGGAAUGUUGAGAUCAGAACAACAAAUGCUGGGAGGUCUUGUUCCCAUCCAAGUUUUGAGCUUUCAACAUCUUCAUUCCUUAAUUAGAAGUAACUCACAAUAAAAGGUUGAAGUUUUUGUUCUCAAGGAGCACACUUGUCAACACCAGCUCUGCCAAAUUGGCUUCCCUAAUCUUAUCCGAUUGUGAAGAACUGGAGGAAAUAAUUGCAGAAAAUGAGGAACAUCAUAUCAUGUCCAGUGAUGAAGUUCACUUCCCAGAACUUGGCGAGUUGAAGGUUGAGAGGUGCAACAAGCCCAAAAGACUCUUCUCUACGUCCACGAGUAUUAUUCUUCCACAACUAUACUCUUUGUCUAUAGCUGAGGCUAAUCAACUGGAGGUGAUUUUUAGACACAGCAGCGAAGGUGAUGCGAACUACAGUGAGGCAAUUGUGCUUUGCAGCUUGAGGACAGUAGAGCUAACGAAUUUGCCAAAUUUCAUUAGUGUUCGUCAAGGGUUGCAGAUUCAGGUGCAGCUAAGCAGCAUCAGCAUAUGGAGCUACCCAAAAUUUGUGGAUUUAACUUUGGGAAGGGCUCUUCAACAAUUGGGAACAGUAUCGGUCUCAACCGAAGAUUCAAAUAUUCAAACUUCAUCAAAUGGAGAAAAAGAAUUGGCAGUAAAUGAAGAAAUAGGGACAGUGGUGAUCUCAGGAGCAGAGUACUUGUAUCUGAAGGAUUCAAUGAAUCUCAAAUCUGUAUGGGAGGGUCCCGGUUUCAUGGUCUUCCAAAAUCUUAAGAGUUUAUCUGUGAAUAAAUGUACAAAAUUAAAGUAUAUGUUCCCAACCACUGUGAUCAGAAGCCUACCAUGUUUGUGGUCUCUAAGCAUCAAAGAAUGUGAAGAGACGGAGAAAAUGAUGUCAUCAGAAGAAGAGCAUCACUACUUUCCAAAUGCAUCCUCCUCUCCUUCCUUCUGCCUCCCACAACUUCAAUAUCUUGAAGUCACGAGAUGCAGAAAGUUGAAAUGGCUCUUCCCCUCUCUGCCCUGUACUCGCCAUCUUUCGCAGUUGGAUUGUUUGUGGAUUGAUAAGCGCUCUGAACUAAAGGGACUUGUUAAUUGCAAGCUCAAUAUUCAGGAGGAAGGGUUUUACAGCAACAUACUUCCAAACCUGACAUAUCCAUUUAUUAGCGAUUGCCUCAUCUUCUCCAAAACCAUACUCGCGGUUCUUCAAAGUCACGCAGUGAAAAUACGAAGUCAUCAUGAUUGUCGUGUUGAUGAUGAUGGUGACGGUGAUGGUGAUGGCUUAUAAUUUGUACAGUCUGCUUCAUUUGAAUGAUGGCGGCAUGCGAUCAACAUUGCAGAAGGCAUUCAUUUGUCUCAUUUUUAUUUAAAUACUUUGAUUUGUUGUCUACACACAAAAAUACUACUUGCUCAAGUUUCAAUUAACACUUU